Molecule: messenger RNA, 381 nt
Organism: Gongylonema pulchrum
Lineage: Eukaryota; Metazoa; Nematoda; Chromadorea; Rhabditida; Gongylonematidae
Source: the annotation of a GenBank genome assembly
AUGGCAGCGGGUAAGAGUAUGGUGGAUUCAAACAAACACAGAGAAAGCACUAUGGACUUAGCCACUUGGAAGCGAAGCAAAGGAGCGCCAUUUUUAACGGAACCGGAAAUUAUUAGCGAAUUCGUGGAGCGAAAUGGAGAUAUAAGUUUUGGCAGAAACUUGUGUCCGCGACUGAACCGGGCACGAUUAGGGGAGCGGUGCAGUUUAGACUUGAAUGAAGGUUAUAAUACAUUCGAGGAGAAGGAUCUGUCGAAACCGGAAUAUAUCUACUGCCUGCUGAACUGGAUAGUCGAGUGGAGCAAGCGCGGCAAUUGCGCAUCACUGGUAAGCAUUCAAUCAUUACUUAAGGCAAUGUAUUGUUUUUUGAUCGCAAAAUACUGA